ACUAGUAUAUACACAUAUAACAUAUUAUACAUAGCGAGUAAAUGGUAAAUGGUGAAUCUGAGGUGAAACUAGAGCAGUGAACAUUUGCCAAAAAAAGGUCACACUUUAUUUAAUUUCAAGUUGAUGGAAAUAUUGACCUACCCAACGGCACUACUACCAGCUAAAAUAGUUAAUAUUUAACGAGACAGUGAAUUCAAUAUCUAGCUGCAUUUUUUGACAAGGUAACUAAAAAAAAUGUCAGAUUUUGGACCAAUAACUUUAAAAUGGGACCCGAAGAAUUUAGAAAUCCGUACUAUGUCGGUGGAAAAAACCCUGGAGCCUCUAGUUCUCCAGGUAACAACACUAGUAAACACAAAGGGGCCGAGUAAGAAGAAAAAAGGCAAGUCGAAACGUGCUAGCGCGUUGGUGGGAACUGUAGAGAAAGCAACAGCUAAUUUCAUCGAACGUGGUGAGCAAAUCGCUUAUGAAAACCCGGAUAUCACCGCAGAAAUGCUGUGUGCCGUCGAAGAAGUUCGCAAGACGGGAGCUGCCAUGAGUAUCGCGGCCAGAGAAUUUUCCGAGGACCCUUGCUCUUCACUAAAACGGGGCAACAUGGUGAGAGCUGCGCGAAAUUUGCUGUCAGCUGUCACGCGUCUUCUGAUACUCGCGGACAUGGUAGACGUCCAUUUGCUGCUCAAGUCGCUGCAUGUCGUGGAGGAUGACUUGAGAAAGCUGGAGAACGCUUCCUCGCAGCAAGAGUUGCUGGAGAACAUAAAGCAGUUUGGACGAAACGCGUCUGAGCUGAUGAACCAGGCAGCCAAGAGACAGCAAGAACUCAAGGAUCCGCAGCUCCGCGAUGACCUGGCUGCCGCGCGAGCUGUUCUCAAGAAACACUCUACUAUGCUGUUGACUGCCUCCAAGGUCUACGUUCGCCAUCCAGAGCUAGCUGCUGCGAAAGCUAACCGCGACUACGUGCUGAAACAAGUUUGCGAGGCCGUCAAUACUAUUAAUGAUGUCGCGCAAGGAAAAAUGCCUCUUGACAGUCAACAUCCUUACGAUGGACCCGGUGAACUCGCGGCUGCCCUGGAUGACUUCGAUGAACGCAUGGUCAUGUCGCCGCUUGCUUACAAUGAAGUACGCACUAGACCCAGUCUUGAGGAGCGACUUGAAAGUAUUAUUAGUGGCGCGGCUCUCAUGGCAGACUCGUCUUGCACUCGCGACGAGAGACGCGAAAGGAUUGUCGCUGAGUGCAAUGCUGUCAGACAGGCUCUGCAAGAUUUACUCAGUGAAUAUAUGAAUAAUUUACAGCUAGCACGUCGACGGAAGCGGAUGGGCGUAAAGGAGCAGUCAGAAGGCCUGGAGCGUGCUAUAGAUCACAUGUGUCGUAAAACUCGAGAUCUCCGUCGUCAACUCCGCAAAGCAGUGGUGGACCACGUGUCUGACAGUUUUCUGGAGACCAACGUCCCACUGUUGGUCCUGAUAGAAGCUGCUCGCAAUGGCAGAGACAAGGAAGUCGAGGAGUACGCUCUGGUAUUCACCGAGCACGCAAACAAGCUGGUAGAAGUCGCGAAUUUAGUUUGCAGUAUGUCUGGAAACGAAGACGGCGUUAAAAUGGUCCGGUACGCCGCAGCGCAGAUUGAAAAUCUUUGUCCGCAAGUAAUAAACGCAGCACGUGUGCUGGCAGCACGUCCACAGUCUAGAGUCGCGCUGGAUAACAUGGAAGUUUUUAGACAAGCUUGGGAGAAUCAGGUCCGAGUUCUCACCGAAGCAGUCGAUGACAUUACCACAAUCGACGACUUCCUGGCGGUUUCAGAGAACCAUAUCCUCGAAGAUGUCAACAAGUGCGUUCUUGCACUCCAAGAAGGCGACGCUGACACUCUAGACCGCACUGCUGGGGCGAUUCGCGGUCGAUCAGCGAGAGUUUGCAAUGUGGUCCAGGCGGAAAUGGACAAUUACGAGCCUUGCAUUUACACCAAGCGUGUCUUGGAAGCUGUUAAAGUUUUACGGGAGCAAGUGAUGCCUAAAUUCGCUCAGAGAGUUGAGAUAGCCGUAGACGCGCUGAGCAGCAACCCUGCGAAGGACGUCGACGAGAAUGACUUCAUUGAUGCAUCAAGACUCGUCUACGACGGGGUUAGAGAAAUCAGGCGAGCUGUCUUGAUGAAUCGUGCUGAUGAAGAUCUCGACCCGGAGGACGUCGAACUGGACGAACACUACACCCUGGAGACUCGCAGUAAAUCCAGUGCUCAGACUGGAGAACAUGGUGUUGAUGAAUACCCAGAGAUCAGUGGUAUUACCACAGCUCGCGAAGCUAUGCGUAAAAUGCCCGAAGAAGACAAGCAGAAGAUUCUGCAGCAGGUCGAGUACUUCAGAAGCGAAAAACUUAAAUUUGACAAGGAAGUUGCCAAGUGGGAUGACGCUGGUAAUGACAUUAUUGUCCUUGCUAAGCACAUGUGCAUGAUUAUGAUGGAGAUGACGGAUUUCACGCGAGGUCGUGGUCCUUUGAAGACUACUAUGGACGUCAUCACUGCGGCUAAGAAAAUUUCUGAGGCUGGUACCAAGUUGGACAAAUUGACCAGACAAAUUGCUGACCAGUGUCCUGAGAGCUCCACCAAGAAGGACUUGCUUGCUUACUUGCAGAGAAUCGCGCUUUAUUGUCAUCAGAUGAAUAUUACUAGUAAAGUUAAGGCUGAUGUUCAGAAUAUUAGUGGAGAGCUUAUUGUUUCUGGGCUGGACAGCGCUACGUCGCUUAUUCAAGCUGCUAAGAACUUAAUGAACGCUGUGGUUCUUACUGUCAAGGCUUCGUAUGUUGCGUCUACUAAAUAUCCUAGGCAGUCCAAUGUUACUUAUUCACCAAUAGUUGUCUGGAAAAUGAAAGCACCGGAGAAAAAACCACUAGUACGUCCAGAACGGCCUGAAGAAGUAAGAGCUAAAGUACGAAAGGGCUCGCAAAAGAAAGUACAGAAUCCAAUUCACGCACUAUCGGAAUUCCAAAGUCCGACGGAUACUGUAUAAAAUAAUUAACAACAUAACAAUAAUAAUAUAUAUGAUUAAAUGAAUUAUUAGAGAAUAUAAAAAAUAAUACACAUAAAAAAUGAUAAUUAACAAUUAAAUAAUUAAAAGUCUUUGAAUCAUGUUGAGGCAAUUUUUCCAGAGUAAGUAUUGUCUUUACACUUUUAUAAUCAUUUACAUGGUUGUAUCGGGGAGUUUUUCUCUUUAUUUAAGUACAUACCAAUGAUUUAUUAUUUUUAAUUAUUUAUCGUAUUGAUAGUUAGUAUUUUGUCUACGGAUAUUUAUAAAAGUAAAUAACAGCAAUAUUUGUUAUUUUUAGUCGGAAAUUUUUUAUUGACAAAAUUUUCAAGCAAUCUGAUCAAAUUGAAUUUUUUUUUUUUGUACUAAACAAUUUACAAAAAAUUAUGUACUGUUUUUUUUUACAUAGUUUAGGACUUCAAAAGGCAACUAAAAUUAAAAGCUCAAUAAUUGAUAAUUUAAAAAUUAACCAAUUGAAUCAGAAGCUAACGAGACUGUUAAGUAUUCAAAAAAAUGUACCUCAAGUACAUUAAAAAUUUAUAUAAAAUUUUUUUUUUAUAAACUAAAUUUAAGUUUUUUAAAUUAGUGAAUAAUUGUCAUAAAUAAAGUAUGUUAUAAAUUAAUAAACUAAAGCAAUCAAAGGCCUCGGUGGUUUGUACGAAUUUUCUACCAGUUUUUACAAAUUACUUGUGGAACUAAAGACGAACAACAUAUCACAAGGGUUUCUUUAUUCUAUUGAGUAAUUG
This is a messenger RNA of Cotesia glomerata, 3752 nucleotides long. It is a transcript of the gene alpha-Cat, whose product is annotated as catenin alpha. The record is from RefSeq and is a predicted model, not a curated record. Gene Ontology annotation, cellular component: actin cytoskeleton; adherens junction; catenin complex. Bases 235 to 2991 code for a protein of 918 amino acids. Gene Ontology annotation, biological process: cell migration; cell-cell adhesion. The transcript has 6 exons. Lineage: Eukaryota; Metazoa; Arthropoda; Insecta; Hymenoptera; Braconidae. Gene Ontology annotation, molecular function: beta-catenin binding; structural molecule activity; actin filament binding.